CUAGUUUCUUUCUUACCUCGCUUGCAUUUCAAACUUUAACUCCUCUGAGUCUGCACCAAAACCAGCCUUCUUUUUGUUAUAAAUCAAAGAGAAACAAAGGCACAGAGUGGGAGAGAGAUCAAUAUUGGUUUUUCAAUCUCUUCUGUUUCAUUUUGAGAAGCCAUCCAGAAGAGGAGCUUGCAGCCAACGAGAUUCUUUCUGUUUUCUGCAGGCCCGUUGAACUCUGCAACAUUAUUCAGUGACGUUCUAUGUCAAAUCCAAUAUUCCUUCAGAGAUGCUUGCGCCACAAGAUAGAGGCGAAGCACAAGAGGAGAAUACAAAUGACAGUUUGCUUAAAGAAGAUUAUCACUAAUGGGAAAAGUGUCUUUCCUAUGUAUGUCUGUCUUGCUAGGCGGGUUACUGAUAGAGGAAUUUCAACGGAUAGGGUUGUUUAUCAUAUCGGCCGCAUUUUCGUCUUCCGAGGUGAUGUUGAUUUGAAUUCUGCGGUCCAAGUAAAGUUUACACUUCCAGAAAUGAAUAAGUUAGCGAAGGAAGCUAUAUCUGACACAAUUGAUCUCUUGUUUCUCAGCGCAGCCACCGUUGAGGACUCAAAUUUAUCAGAUGGAGCUAGUUCAAACUUGCCGCCUUUGGAUCUGAAUCAUCGUCCUUCAGCUGAAGAGUACUGUCUCUUGGGGAAAAUAACUUUAAAAACACUUUAUGGGACUUGGAAUUAUUUUCCUACUUUUCAUAUGGGACGCCGAACUGACUUUUGCACAACUGUGGAUUUGUUUCCAUGUGUUCUGAAGUCGAAUUUUCAAAAUGACGGUUCAAAAGUCUCCAUUCAAGUUCCAUCUAAUUAUGAAAAUAUGAGCGUAUCAGAGUUACAUGUCCAAAUUUCUGCUGAAGAGUUUGGGUCCAAAAAGAAAUCUUCCAGGCCUUUCGUGCUCUGGGAGUGAAGUUUUCUCCUCAUCAUUUCUCAUAUGAUCGGGUAAAUUGUUGGACUUUGACAAAAUCUCAAAAAGGAAACACCGACUUGGAUAUCAUUUCAAUUUGUUGCCCAUGCAGUUACUCUUCAACUAGUUUUUUAGCAACUUAGGCUUUGUCUAUUUUUCUAUAUGGAUGGUUUCAUGUUGAAGAUUCUGGAUUAUUUCUUCAUGCCUAUAGUUACAAACUAUGCUUUCUGAGAUUCAUAGCUGAAUGUUUUCAUAGUUAUCAAAACACAAAAGUGGUGCAAAGUAGCCAAUCCUAAAACUGUUUCUGCAGGAUAUUGCUGGUAGUGGCAUGGUUACUAUAUGAUUCUGAAUUCAAAUAAAUACAUUAUAUUAGACUUAUA
Vigna unguiculata (cowpea) is the source of this 1312-nucleotide messenger RNA. Its product is annotated as polycomb group protein EMBRYONIC FLOWER 2-like. Gene Ontology annotation, molecular function: chromatin DNA binding. Gene Ontology annotation, cellular component: nucleus. The record is from RefSeq and is a predicted model, not a curated record. NCBI's taxonomy places the organism in Eukaryota, Viridiplantae, Streptophyta, Magnoliopsida, Fabales, Fabaceae.